This is a messenger RNA of Pyricularia oryzae 70-15, 2647 nucleotides long. RefSeq names its product candidapepsin-3. Gene Ontology annotation, molecular function: aspartic-type endopeptidase activity. The record is from RefSeq and is a predicted model, not a curated record. Gene Ontology annotation, biological process: proteolysis. Bases 1045 to 2469 code for a protein of 474 amino acids. The transcript has a single exon. Lineage: Eukaryota; Fungi; Ascomycota; Sordariomycetes; Magnaporthales; Pyriculariaceae.
AAUGCCUUUUCUAGCCCUGGAGUUUUGGGUUCUCUAGGCAGUUAGGUUACUAUUUGGCACCUGUUUUCUUUUUGUCUUGCGGCCUCCAACGAUAUUCCCGACCCGUUCCAACCGGUCGCUCAAACGUCUUGUAACGCUUAAGCUCGUCUAUCCCUUGUCUCUGUUCGAGUCAGGCUUGGGCUCAAAGUCACACUCUGCGCCAAACACUAUUGCGCAGGAACCUCUUCCAAACUAUCUCUCUUUUCAUCCUACUCCUUAUUUUUUUUAUCUUAUCGUUGUUCCUCGCUGUCUUCUUCCUCUCUCCCUUUCGGCGUCUCUCUCUCUCUCUUUCUCUCUCUAAAAAAAAGCACCCUAUAAUAUCACAGGGGCCUGCCUUUUUACCCUUACCAACCUCGACUCUGUUACAGACUUGGCUAGGUCUAUCCCCGGGCGAACAAUCGAACCCCCCACAUUCCAAAAUCCCCUUCCGCCCCCUGGUCAAAAAUAGCCGUCGUUUUGAGCCGCCAGAACGGAUCCCCUGGCCGUCAAAACCACUUGGCCCGCCACCCGGACUUUCCCACUACGUCCGUUUCUCUCUUGGUUCGGCUUUUUUUUGUUGCUACCAGCUAGACUGCUAAGGCUGGACUUGAGGUCGAGUCCAUCGCAGCAAAGAGCUGCAAUAGUCAUUUUUGUUUUUCUCUCUCUGGUCCUUCGUUUAUCUACUCUGUGUCCGCGACCCGUAUUUAGCUUGAUCUUUAACUCUUUUCUUUUUUCCUAACUUUCUUCUACCCGUUUGUUGGCUGGAUCCACCACUUCUUCGGUCCGGCGCCUUAAUAUCUAGACUUAGACUAAACCUUGCUCACGGGUAGCAUCGCCCGCAUUUUGAACGGUAGCACCCGUCCCGAGACGGUUCGAUAUUUUUUCUGCCCUAACCCGUCUUUUGGAAGAAAAAGGCAGGCGCUGUUUGGAGAUCUCCUACAUCCUAUCAUCCACCUAGUUGGUUGUUGGUUGUUGGAGUCGGGGGAGAGAGAAACAUACGGUACACAUCAAACGCAAACAGCUACCAUGAGGUUAAUAGCAUCACUGGCCUUGGCGGCAUCACUGGCCUCUUCAAUCACAAAUGGAUCAACGAUACCGAGGAGGGCCUCGGGCACACCAGCUGCGCCGAGGGUAAUUGGCCUGGAGACGGAAAGGCAGCACAUCCCGAAUCCCUUGGAGCGGGACAGGUUAAGGAGGAGAGCCGCCGUCAUGGCUACUCUCGACAACGAGCAGACGCUGUACUUUGUCAACGUCUCCAUCGGCACGCCACCGCAGAAGCUACGUCUUCACCUUGACACCGGCAGCAGUGACCUGUGGGUCAACACGCCCGACUCGAAACUCUGUUCCGUCUCGUCGCAGCCGUGCAGAUUUGCCGGAACCUUUAGCGCAAACAGCUCCUCUACAUAUCAAUACAUCAACAGUGUCUUCAACAUCUCGUACGUUGACGGCUCAGGCGCCAAUGGCGACUAUGUCUCCGAUAUGGUCACGGUGGGCAACACCAAGAUCGACCGCCUCCAGUUCGGAAUCGGAUACACGAGCAGUUCGGCGCAGGGAAUUCUGGGCGUCGGUUAUGAGGCCAACGAGGUGCAGGUCGGACGUGCUCAGCUCAAGCCGUACCGCAACCUCCCCUCGCGCAUGGUCGAGGAGGGCCUGAUCGCUUCCAACGCCUACAGCCUUUACCUCAAUGACCUGCAGUCCAACAAGGGCAGCAUCCUGUUUGGUGGCAUCGACACGGAGCAGUACACGGGAACGCUGCAGACCGUCCCGAUCCAGCCCAACGGUGGCCGCAUGGCCGAGUUUCUCAUCACCUUGACCUCUGUCUCCUUGACCUCGGCAAGCAUUGGCGGUGACAAGCUGGCCCUGGCCGUGCUGCUCGACUCGGGUUCCUCGCUCACCUACCUGCCCGACGACAUCGUAAAGAACAUGUACAGCGCCGUGGGCGCCCAGUACGACAGCAACGAGGGCGCCGCAUACGUCCCCUGCUCCCUCGCCAGGGACCAGGCCAACUCGUUGACCUUUAGCUUUUCCGGCAUCCCCAUCGUCGUGCCCAUGAACGAGCUCGUCUUGGACCUGGUAACUUCCAACGGCCGCCGGCCCUCGUUCCGCAACGGCGUCCCCGCCUGCCUGUUUGGCGUCGCCCCGGCCGGCAAGGGCACCAAUGUUCUAGGUGACACGUUCCUCCGCUCCGCCUACGUCGUCUACGACCUCGAAAACAACGCCAUCUCGCUCGCUCAGACCAGCUUCAACGCUACCAAGAGCAACGUCAAGGAGAUCGGCAAGGGCAGCAACCCUGUUCCCGGCGCCGUUGCCGUCUCGCAGCCCGUCGCUGCCACUUCGGGCCUGUCGCAGAACGGCGGCAACAGGUCUGGCUCUGGCGCCAUCGCCCGGGCCGUUCCGACUCUCUUGCUCGUCGGAGGAAUCUUCUCCGGUUCGUUGUUGACUCUGUUCUAGACUUCGAGGGUUUUUUUAUGUUUUUUUGUCAAGUUUAAGCAUGAAAGCGAGCUGUUUUUAGCGUCAACCUUUUUUCUUCUUCUCCUUCUCUGGGCAUACAAAUCCCACCCAUACAUAUAUAUAUAUACUUUUUUAUAUGAAUAUGAGAAUCGAGGCUGUUAUCGGUCCAACUCUGUGA